Messenger RNA from Auanema sp. JU1783, 1071 nucleotides. The record is from the annotation of a GenBank genome assembly. NCBI's taxonomy places the organism in Eukaryota, Metazoa, Nematoda, Chromadorea, Rhabditida, Rhabditidae.
AUGAAUGUGAAUAGCCCACAUCCAGGCUCCAUUCUCGGAGGUAUGGGUGGUGAAACCCCCUCUCAUGGUGGACCAAACUCUAUUCUAGGUAGCCAUGGUGGACCCAACUCAAUAAUGAACCAUCACGGCGGUCCCGGUUCCGUAUUAGGACCUGGAUCUAUCAUUGGACCAAACAGCUUAGUUGGCCCUCACAGUAUUCUUGGGCCCAGCUCACACAUUGGUCAAAAUUCUCAACAACCUCAGAGUAUUUAUGGACAUGGUUCUAUGAUGAGUGGAUUCUCUCAACAUGACCGAGGAGGUCCAGCAAGUAAUAUCAACAUGAAUCUGAAUAUUAAUCCACCUUCUGUGGGAAAUUUGGUUGCUCCCGGUUCAGUGUUACAGGACCUCGGGCCUGGUUCUGUUGGACCUAAUCUUGCCGUUCCUAUGACUCCUCUUCACAACGUUGAUCAGUAUCGAGAUGAUCAGCAUCGUCAAUUAUCACAAGUUUCUAAUAUACCAGCAGUAAUGCCACAAACACCCAUGAGUACUCUCGAUGUUCCUAUGCCAACCUUGCAAAAUAUUGUAUCUACCGUUAAUCUAGGAGUUCAAUUGGAUUUGAAAAAAAUUGCCCUUCAUGCUAGAAAUGCAGAGUAUAACCCCAAACGUUUUGCCGCCGUUAUCAUGCGUAUCAGAGAGCCACGAACAACAGCUUUGAUUUUUUCGAGUGGAAAAAUGGUUUGUACCGGAGCGAAAUCGGAAGAGGCUAGUAGAUUAGCAGCGAGAAAGUACGCUCGUAUCGUUCAGAAGUUGGAUUUCCCUGCGAAGUUUACCGAGUUCAAAGUUCAAAAUAUGGUUGGUUCUUGUGAUGUUCAUUUCCCAAUCCAGUUAGAAGGUCUCUGUAUUCACCACGCUCAGUUCAGUACCUACGAACCUGAGCUUUUCCCUGGACUUAUCUAUCGUAUGGUCAAGCCCAGAGUUGUGUUAUUAAUUUUCGUCUCUGGAAAGGUUGUAAUCACAGGUGCGAAAUACAAACAAGAUAUUGAUGAAGCUUUCAACCAAAUCUACCCAAUUCUGAAAGGAUUCAAGAAAUAG